CCGCAGGCAUGAAAAAUCUAAAAGUUAAAGUAAUUUGUUUAUAAUAAAAGUGCCAGAUACCAGACGCGUAAAAAUUGCCAGCAGUUAAACGAUUUGGCAAACGUAAAAAUCUGAAGCAGCAGCCCCCAACAUACACACACACACACAAAACCACAAGAACAACAAUAAAAAACAGCAAAAAUCUCCCAGAUCCCCUCCCAGUUUUAAGUUAGACUGCAAUGUGCAGCUGCAGCGUAUCCGUACGAGAUGUCCCGGCUCGCUGAUUACUUUGUAAUUGUUGGCUACGAUAACGACAAAGAAAAGACUGCCGGCAAUGUCAGCGGCCAGCCAAUAUGCGGCAAAAUUGUGCAACGUUUUCCUGAGAAAGAUUGGCCCGACACGCCCUUUAUCGAGGGCAUCGAAUGGUUCUGCCAGCCGCUGGGCUGGAAUUUAUCGUACGAGAAACAAGAGCCGAAAUUCUUCAUCUCCGUGCUCACCGAUAUCGAUGCAAAUAAGCAUUAUUGUGCGUGCCUGAGCUUCCACGAAACGCUGGCCAUCACCCAGACACGCAGCGUGGACGAUGAGGAUGAGACCAUUGGCAACAACAGCAACGGCAACUGCAGCCGCGGGUUGCUGGCCGCGCCACCCGUGGAGGCCAUAACGCAUCACAGCAUUAUGUAUGCACCCAAGUGUUUGGUGCUCAUAUCCCGGUUGGAUUGUGCGGAGACUUUUAAGAACUGCCUGGGCACCAUCUACACUGUAUAUAUUGAAAGCUUGCCAUAUGCCAUGGAGAAUCUGAUUGGCAACAUACUUGGCUGCAUACAGGUGCCGCCCGCGGGCGGUCCCCAAGUGCGUUUCUCCAUUGGAGCGGGUGACAAGCAAUCUUUACAGCCGCCGCAGAGCUCUUCCCUGCCGACGACGGGCAGCGGUGUCUAUUUUCUGUUCAAACAGCUGGGCAUUAAAAACGUGCUUAUAUUGCUGUGCGCCGUGAUGACCGAAAACAAAAUACUCUUUCACUCCAAGUGCUAUUGGCAUCUGACCGACAGCUGCAGGGCAUUGGUUGCGCUCAUGUAUCCAUUUCGUUAUACGCACGUGUAUAUACCCAUACUUCCAGCGCCGCUCACGGAGGUGCUGUCGACGCCGACGCCUUUUAUAAUGGGCAUACACAGUUCGUUACAAACAGAGAUCACGGAUUUGCUGGAUGUCAUUGUGGUGGAUUUGGAUGGUGGUCUGGUGACCAUACCAGAUGCAUUGACGCCACCGGUGCCUAUAUUUCCAUCGCCAUUGUGGGAGCAAACACAGGAUCUACUCAGCAUGAUACUUUUUCCCAAUUUGGCGCAAGCCGAUCUCGCAUUUCCCAAUAAUGAGCGGCCCACCUCAACGCUAGCCAAGACGGAGGCACAAAUUGAUAAGGAGCUACGCGCGAUAUUUAUGCGCCUGUUUGCACAGCUGCUCCAAGGCUAUCGAUCCUGCCUGACCAUAAUACGCAUUCACCCCAAAACGGUGAUCACAUUUCAUAAGGCUGGCUUUUUAGGCGCUCGCGAUCUAAUCGAAAGCGAGUUUCUGUUUCGCGUCCUCGACAGCAUGUUUUUUACGACAUUUGUUAAUGAACGUGGACCACCCUGGCGUGCCGCUGAUGCCUGGGAUGAAUUGUAUAGCUCCAUGAACGAGCUGCUCAAAACGGAAGCACAAAAUCGGAAUCUCGUAUGUAAGCUAAACUGUCCACUUAAUGUUAAACUAAUGCUUGCUUUUCCUCUGCUGCAGAUACUCACACAUAUCCAGGAGCUGGGACGCACGUUGUACGAGAACGAAGCAUCCAUUGCGCCCGCCACCUAUGCCCAGAAGGUGCUCCGGCCACCGCAGGGCGCGUUUCAACGCAUCCAUCAGCCAGCGUUUCCACGCAUAAGCGUUGACAAGGUAGAGCUGAUCAUACAGGAGGGCAUACGCAAGAAUGGCCAGUCGCAGCGUUUUCAUGUAACACGCAAUCAGCACAGAAUUAUACCCAUGGGUCCCAGGUUGCCCGAAGCGCUGGACGUGCGUCCAACAACGGUGCACAAUUCAGUGCGUCGUUUGGAGGUUCUGCGCACCUGUGUCGCCUACAUCUUUGAAAAUCGCAUUGCGGAUGCGCGAAAACUGUUGCCCGCGGUCAUGCGCACGCUUAAGCAUCGGGAUGCACGGCUCAUCCUGUGCCGCGAGCUUUUUGGCUAUGUGCAUGGCAAUAAGGCGGUCCUAGAUCAUCAGCAAUUUGAUCUGGUGGUGCGCUUCAUGAACAAAGCGCUGCAGAAUUCUUCGGGCGUGGAUGAGUAUACCGUAGCGGCCGCUUUGCUGCCCAUGUCUACUAUAUUUUGUCGUAAACUCUCGAUGGGCGUUGUACAGUUUGCCUAUACGGAGAUACAAGAUCAUGGCAUAUGGAAAAAUUUGCAGUUUUGGGAAUCCAGUUUCUUUCAGGAUGUGCAGGCACAAAUCAAGGCACUCUAUUUGCUUCAGCGCCGCCAAAACGAACACAACAAAGAGGCCAAUUGUGUGCUGGACGAGGUGCCGCUGGAGGAGCCAACGGCGCUGGAAAUAACCGCAGAGCAGCUACGGAAAAGUCCCACCAUCGAGGAGGAGAAAAAGGCUGAGCUGGCCAAAUCGGAAGAGUCCACGCUCUACAGCCAGGCCAUACACUUUGCCAAUCGCAUGGUCUCCUUGCUGAUACCGCUUGACGUCAAUGUGGAUGCGGCCAGCAAGCCCAAGCUGGCCUUCCGGCUGGAGGAGAACCAGAGUGUUUCCAAUAGUAUUAUGGGAUCGCACAGCCUGAGCGAACAUUCCGAUGAGGGUUUCGAGGAGAAUGAUGCAUCCGAAAUAGGAGUUACCGUGGGCAAGACCAUCUCACGUUUCAUUGAUUGCGUCUGCACGGAGGGUGGCGUCACCUCAGAACAUAUUCGUAAUCUGCACGACAUGGUGCCGGGCGUGGUACACAUGCACAUUGAAUCCCUGGAGCCAGUUUAUCUCGAGGCCAAGCGGCAUCCACAUGUGCAGAAGCCCAAGAUCCAAACGCCUUGCCUACUGCCGGGCGAAGAAAUGGCCACCGAUCACUUGCGGUGUUUUCUCAUGCCGGACGGACGCGAAGAUGACACCCAGUGCUUGAUACCCGCCGAGGGAGCUUUAUUUUUGACCAACUAUCGCAUUGUUUUCAAGGGUUCGCCCUGUGAUCCGCUCUUUUGCGAGCAGACAAUUGUGCGCGCCUUUCCGAUUGCCUCGCUGCUCAAAGAGAAGAAGAUAUCAAUGCUAUAUCUGGCACAUGUGGAUCAGACGCUGCCCGAUGGACUGCAGCUGCGCUCUAGCUGCUUUCAGCUGCUCAAAAUUGCCUUCGAUACGGAGGUGACGCUGGAGCAAAUCGAAACGUUUCGCAAGACGCUAAACAAGGCGCGACAUCCACGCGAUGAAUUUGAGUACUUCGCAUUUCAAUCCUAUGGCACCAUGCUCCAAGGUGUUGUGCCGUUGAAGACCAAGGAGAAGUACUCCACGCUCAAGGGUUUUGCAAAGAAGACGCUGCUACGCACGGCCCAAAAGGCCGGCUUUAAACAGAAGACGCAAACGAAACGCAAAUUGGUGCCGGAGUAUGAGCUGGGCAGAAGUAGCGGCGGCGGCGGCAGCGCGGAUGCACUGGAAACUAACUCUAUAGACGACGAGCUCGAGGAGGCGGACGAGUUUGAGACCCAGCAAAACGAAGCGCUGCCACGCCUGCUAACCACCAAGGAUAUUGAGCGAAUGCGCGAGCGCAGCUAUGUGCGUGACUGGAAACGCUUGGGCUUCGAUGCGGAGGCGCAGCUCGGCUUUCGUAUAAGCAACGCCAAUGCCAAUUAUGCCACGUGCUGCACCUAUCCGGCCAUUAUAGUGGCGCCGGUACAGUGCAGCGAUGCAGCGAUGACGCAUCUGGGACGCUGCUUUAAGGGCCAGCGCAUACCGUUGCCCACCUGGCGGCACAACAAUGGAUCACUGCUCAUACGCGGAGCACAACCGAAUAGCAAAUCCGUAAUUGGCAUGAUUAAGAAUACAACGGGCGGGAAUACCAUGACGCACAAUGAUGUCACCCAUUAUCCGGAGCAGGACAAGUAUUUCAUGGCGCUGAUCAAUACAAUGCCCAAGCUGACGCCGCUGGACGCACUCAAUCAGUAUACGGGCAUGAAUCUCUCGAUGAACUCGCUGCUCGGACAUGGCGAGGACCAUCAGUCUCUAACGCCCGAGCUGAUGCGCAAGCAAAGAUCAAAUUUAAGUGUUACGGAAGGCAGCAAAUCCGGCGGUGCGGGCAACAAAUCUGGCACGAUGAAGGGCAAUGAAAGGAGCUCAGCGGCGCAUGCGUUUCGCAAGAUGCGAUUAUAUGCUUUGGGUGAAAAAUCGCAGGGCAAAUCGAAUUUGAAUGGUGACUUCUGUGCGGAUUUUAUACCCGUCGACUAUCCGGACAUACGGCAAUCCCGUUCAGCUUUCAAGAAACUAAUACGCGCCUGCAUGCCCUCGCAUAAUGCCAAUGAUGCGGAUGGUCAGAGUUUUGCCAAAAUGGUGGAGCAAUCCGAUUGGUUGCAACAAAUCUCAACGCUCCUGCAGCUAUCCGGCGCCGUGGUGGACCUAAUUGAUCUGCAGGAAAGCAGCGUCAUGUUGUCGCUAGAAGAUGGAUCUGAUGUGACCGCCCAGCUUUCAGCCAUUGCACAGCUCUGCCUAGAUCCGUAUUAUCGCAGCAUCGAUGGCUUUCGUGUGCUGAUAGAGAAGGAGUGGCUGGCAUUCGGACAUCGGUUUGCCCAUCGCAGCAAUCUAAAGGCAUCGCAUGCUAGCACGAAUAUUGCCUUUGCGCCCACCUUUUUGCAGUUUCUCGAUGUGGUCUAUCAGCUGCAGCGACAGUUUCCCAUGGCCUUUGAAUUCAAUGAUUUCUAUUUGCGUUUUCUGGCAUAUCAUGUGGUCUCGUGUCGCUUUCGCACGUUCCUCUUUGACUGCGAGCUGGAGCGCUACGAUUCCGGCAUUGCAUCCAUGGAGGAUAAACGCGGCUCGUUAAGCACCAAGCACAUGUUUGGUGGUGGCGGCAGUGCUGCGAAUGGUUCGGAUGAUGAGUGCAAUGUUUAUCCGCUGGACAUACGCAGUCCACGAACGCCCACACAACUGAAUCGCAUUGGACACUCGAUCUUUGACUAUAUCGAACGGCAGCACAACAAAUCGCCCAUAUUCUAUAAUUUCCUGUACUCCUCCAACAAGGAUGUGGUGCUGCGUCCGCAGAAUAGCGUGGCUGCCCUGGAUCUCUGGGGCUUCUAUACCAACGAGGAGCUGGCACAGGGACCCCCUUACGAUUUGGAAGUGACCAAUGUGGAUGAUGAAAUCGAUCUAUCCGAAAUCAAGGGCAAACGCAUGGUCAUCAGUGCCGGCUAUGACAACAUUGAGAAGUGCAAUCCGAAUGCCUACGUGUGCCUGCUCAGCGAGGUGAAGCAGGCGGAAACUGAACGCGGCCAUCUGCCACAAAAGUGGCAGCUGGUGUGGAACAAUCUUGUAGUACCACAUGUGGAGCCCAUGUCGCGCAAAACAUCGCUCAGCAGCAUGCUGGUGCAAACGCAUCAGCAUAAACGCUCCACGCUCGAGAUCAUUAUGAAGGGACGUCUCGCUGGCUAUCAGGACAAGUACUUUCAUCCGCAUCGCUUUGAGAAACAUCCAUAUACGACGCCCACCAAUUGCAAUCAUUGCACUAAGCUGCUCUGGGGACCUGUUGGCUAUCGGUGCAUGGACUGUGGCAACUCCUAUCAUGAAAAGUGCACCGAAUUGUCCAUGAAGAACUGCACCAAGUACAAGGCCAUAGACGGCACCGUGGGACCGCCAAAUGUCAACAUGUCUCAGGGUGACACGGCCAGCAUUGCAUCCAGUGCAGCGACCACCGCGCGCACCUCCAGUCAUCAUUUCUAUAAUCAGUUCAGCAGCAAUGUUGCCGAGAAUCGUACACAUGAGGGACAUCUCUAUAAACGUGGCGCCCUGCUAAAGGGCUGGAAACAGCGUUGGUUUGUUCUGGACUCGAUUAAACAUCAGCUGCGCUACUAUGACACAUCCGAUGAUACAGCGCCCAAAGGCAUUAUAGAGCUAGCCGAGGUGCAGUCGGUGACGGCCGCACAACCCGCACAAAUUGGCACAAAGCGCGUCGACGAAAAGGGGUUCUUUGAUCUAAAAACCUCGAAACGCACCUAUAACUUUUAUGCGAUGAAUGCGAAUCUGGCGCAGGAAUGGACUGAAAAGCUGCAGGCCUGUUUGCAGUAGAAUUAUAAACCAUCACAAUCAGCAGGCAUAGCCAUUGCAGAAACAAAAUACCAUUUGUUAUUAAAUCCUGGCGUUCUAUUAAGUAAUCCUCCCCCCAACUUCAGCGUAGGAAUCCGUUCUAUGCGUGCUCCUCAUAUUCUGCUCCCCUACCUAUUUCUAUAUAUAUAUAUAUAUAUAUAUAUAUAUAUUCUGCUGAAUGUUUUGUUUUGUUGUAGGACAAUCCAAUUAACGUUAUUAUUAUUAAUGUUUCCCCUUUUUUUUUAUAUAUGAGAGAGUAUUUAUUUGUCAACGCGUGCAUUACUCUGGAUCUGUAGUAGCUCUGUGUGUAUUAUUUAUAACCGAAAUAUUUUUACAUAUAUAAGUUGAAUUAGUGUCAAAAGUUGUUUAUUAACACUCGCAUAAUGCAUAAAUUACAUGAAUAUUUAGCAACAAUUAACGUAGGCGACAAAAGCUAAACAAAUUAAAUAGUAAAAAGUAAAAGUAACUAAACAAAAAAACAAACGUUCUGUAAAUGUGCAUAUAUAAAGAAGGAUACUAUAAUAUCAUGUGAUUAUACGUAUAAUGCUGACAAAAAUGAAUGAAAAGUGUAUUGCAGAAGGUAACCACGAUAGCAACUUUUUAUACACAUUUUUAUAUAUAUAUAUACAUAAUGCAUAUAUGCUAUAUGUCUAAACUCUACAUACAUACAUGCAUACUUAUAUAGUAAAAAUACCAAAGAUAAUUCCACCUUUGUUGCGCAAUUAAAAUGCAUUUCUUAAUUUCUUCCUUUGAAUUAAAUUUAAUUAAUAAA
This is a messenger RNA of Drosophila novamexicana, 7036 nucleotides long. RefSeq names its product myotubularin-related protein 13 (gene Sbf). Lineage: Eukaryota; Metazoa; Arthropoda; Insecta; Diptera; Drosophilidae. The transcript is spliced from 10 exons. The coding region runs from base 247 to 6246 and encodes 1999 amino acids. The record is from RefSeq and is a predicted model, not a curated record.